Molecule: messenger RNA, 7545 nt
Organism: Gorilla gorilla gorilla (western lowland gorilla)
Lineage: Eukaryota; Metazoa; Chordata; Mammalia; Primates; Hominidae
Gene: PIGF
Product: phosphatidylinositol glycan anchor biosynthesis class F
Exons: 6
Coding region: 176-802 (208 amino acids)
Biological process (GO): GPI anchor biosynthetic process
Cellular component (GO): endoplasmic reticulum membrane
Source: RefSeq, a predicted model, not a curated record
CCCUUUUGCCCGCCCCUCCCUUUCUGCGACUGGCUGUUAGGCCCUGGGUCUCCGCCCCACAGCCGUGGGCCUGCGUGUGGGCCUGGGCCGCCUGUCGUACCUGAUGGUAGGAGGCAGUAGUUCCCCGCUUCCCUUCCGCGGGAGGGAGAGUUAGCUAGCCAUCCAAGAAAACACCAUGAAAGAUAACGAUAUCAAGAGACUACUGUAUACCCAUCUUUUAUGCAUAUUUUCAAUUAUCCUAAGUGUCUUCAUUCCAUCACUCUUCUUGGAGAACUUCUCAAUAUUGGAAACACACUUGACAUGGUUGUGCAUCUGUUCUGGUUUUGUAACUGCUGUCAAUCUAGUACUGUAUUUAGUAGUGAAACCAAAUACAUCCUCUAAAAGAAGUUCAUUAUCACACAAGGUAACCAGAUUUUUGAAAUGCUGUAUCUACUUUCUUAUGUCUUGUUUCUCCUUUCAUGUAAUUUUUGUUCUGUAUGGAGCACCACUGAUAGAGUUGGCAUUGGAAACAUUUUUAUUUGCAGUUAUUUUGUCUACUUUUACUACUGUGCCUUGCUUAUGUUUGUUAGGACCAAACCUCAAAGCAUGGCUAAGAGUGUUCAGUAGAAAUGGAGUUACAUCCAUAUGGGAGAAUAGUCUCCAGAUCACUACAAUUUCUAGCUUUGUAGGAGCAUGGCUUGGAGCACUUCCUAUUCCACUGGAUUGGGAAAGACCAUGGCAGGGGUCUUGGUACUGUGAAAUGACUAACUUAAUCCUGACAACCGUAGUGCAAGGUAGGUUUUACUCCCAUUGUAUACACUAGAAAGUCCAAGUGUGAGAGGGGAGGAGUACACAUCUUGCUUAGCAUUACUCAGGUGGGAAGAGGGAGACUUAAGAUUCACAUGAGAGCCCCACUACACCAUGAUUCUUUUCAUUGCUGGAGACUAAAACAUGGCUUUUCUUUUUAAAAAAUGGUCAUAGCUUAGGUCUCUUUGGAAUAGCUAAAGUACUUAUUAUAUUUCAUUUCUUUCCCCACAUUGUUUUCAUUAAAUGCCUUGACCAUUGUGGUAGUGUCUGUAUUUUAGGCCGUGAUUUAUUUGUAGGAGAAUAUUUAAAGCUAAUAUGCAAUGCUUUUGUCCCUAACAAAUCCACACAUGCCUUUAAACUAUGGACUUCAGUGCUACGAUCUUUAAAAAGAUUUGAACCAAAUAAUCAAGUCUCUGCUAGGAUGCUUAUUUCUUACGAAGGUAAAAAGGAAAAUUGAUAUAAAGUAUUUUAAAUAACUGAAUUCGGAGAUUUUGAAUUUUAGACACCUGAGAUUGUCUUUGAAACAAUUUAAAGUUGUUUUAAAAUAUUUGUACUUUUUCCCAUCAGACACCAGAUAAAUGAGGCAUUGUUGUAUUUAAAAACGUUUUGGGUUUUUUUUUUCAGUUUUACCACGUUAGAAAUUUAGUAUUUGUGAAAUAUGUAUAUUCAUUUCCUAAAGUCACAGAUGCCACAGAUAAUUAUUUCAUAAGUUGAAACUAGGAAUCAUAGGAUUAUAACUACAUGAAUUACUGCAAAAUGCUGGAGGGAGAUUAAAACUAAGAUUAUGGAUUUGAUUGAAGAGCUGCAGGUUUUUACGUUAAUUGGUAUUUCCAUUACCAAAGGGAUGAUACUGUGUUUUAGACCAAAAUAAAAUACUCAUUUAUAUGAAUAUGGUUUGUAUGUUUCAACCAUGAGAAAAAUGUGUUAACAUUGAACUGGCAUGAAAUGGUUUUGGAUUGAAAAGGCGUGUUCACUGUAGGGUAAUCAUGUUGAUAAUGCUCUGCUAACAGGACUUUCAUGUGAGAGAGAAUAAUGGUGGCCAAGUUAACUCGUUUGCAUGAGUUGUGACCAGGACCUUUUAGUGUCAUUUUGACAAGAAUUCCAGACCAGGAACUACACACCCCUUCGCAAAUAACUCUUCCUAAAGUAGUAUUCUUAGUCACAGGAGAGUGUAACAUGGAUGAGUGUAGAUUUUUAACUAGAGAAAUGUAUCCCAAUGAGUAGAUUCAUUUGUGCAUCUAUUCCUGUAUCAGACAAUAACAUUUACUUUAGGAAUAUCUGGAAAAACAUACUGUUCAAGACCAAUUUUGGAGGAGAAUAUAAAUGAUUAUUUAUAACCAGUAGGUCAGCAGGCUUUGAAAGAUGAACUCUCUCAGUCAUGCAAAUGCAAAUUUGUGAUAAGCACAAUUAACAAAACAAACAUAUUGAAAAGUAGCUCAUGAGAGAUUGAGAACUGGAUUUUAUCUUCCUUUUUAUCUCGAGAGAGACAGUAAUCAUAAUGGUUGUGAGUUGUUCUAAAUGUCUGUAGGUGUUCUGAUUUGCAGAUAGGUCAGUUUCUCCAUGUUAUCUGUGACAGUGUAAAUCUCCCCCAAAAUUAUAAGUAAUAUUUAUUAUAUUGGAACACAUUUUUAAGAAUUUAUACUAAAAUGUAUCCAAAAUUAAAUAAUUUAAUCUUAGCUUACACCUUUAACUGCUGGGUUAAGGUAGGGGCUCAACAAAUAGUUUCGAAUGAAUGGAGUCAUUCAUAUGAGCCUUUAAAAAUUAACACAAAUGCCUACCAAUGAUUAGUUUAAAACCACUAUCUGUACUUAAAAUUUUGUUUCUUCAAAUUUAUGAAAAAUGACAGCUAGCAGCAUUCCUCCUUCUGAGGUAAGGAUACAGAUGGUUAACGUAAUGCCAGUAUGUUGUACAGCUCCUGAAUUUGCUCUUGUAACAGACAUUUCACAUGAAGAAAAGCAUGUAUUAAAGAUGAUUGCUUUAUGGCUGGGCGCGGUGGCUCACGCCUGUAAUCCCAGCACUUUGGGAGGCUGAGGCAGGCGGAUCACGAGGUCAGGAGAUCGAGACCAUCCUGGCUAACACAUUGAAACCCUGUCUCUACUAAAAAUACAAAAAAAUUAGCUGGACGUGGUGGCAGGCACCUGUAGUCCCAGCUACUCGGGAGGCUGAGGCAGGAGAAUAGCGUGAACCUGGGAGGCGGAGCUUGCAGUGAGCCGAGAUUGUGCCACUGCACUCCAGCCUGGGCGACAGAGCGAGACUCCGUCUCAAAAAAAAAAAAAGAUGAUUGCUUUGCAAGGGUAAAGAAUAGUUCCUACCACUUCCUACCACACAGUGUAACAUAUUACUCAUGAACUAUUCGUUCUAAACUGCCGGUUCUACUUAUUACAUAGUAGUGUCAGUGACCAAAGAAAUACUGUUUGUGUAAGUUUAAUUUUUUCAAGUUAAAACAUGUAAUAUACAGAAUACUGGUACGUGGUACUUUAUAACUUUCAUGACAAAUUUUAAGAGAUUACUUCAGCCCUGCAUUUUAAGUAUAGUAGGUACUUCUGUCCCUGUUCUGUAGGGGAAACUGAGGCUCAGAUGUUAAAAUGAGCUAAGGUCACUUAACAUCUGAUGUACCACUUAUUUUUUAAUUAGAUUUUUCUUCUUCCUGGUAAUUUUAAUAAUUUUACCCACUUGAGUUGUAAUAUAUUUGAUUAUACACCAUAGGUUGUUUCUUCUAUUUACUGGCUAAAAAAAAUGUAAAUUUAUAAAAAACUCUCACUGUCUUGCCCAGGCUGGCCUCCAGUGCUUGGGCCCCUGUCAUUUUGGUGGCAAACACUUGUGAAUGACUUCCUUUACAUGAAUGUCUUUGUUCUAAGUUUCCUAUUUUCUUUAAACAAAAUAAUUAUAUAAAGCCAUCUCAGAUUACCAUAAUUUGGAGAAAUCUUUAUAGCAGUGCAGCUGAAUUAUGUAUUUAUUAGAUAUCACUUCUUAAAAAAAUCCUAUUUGUGGCAGGAAGAACGUUGAAUAGAAACAUGUCUGUAUGUGAGAUAAGGAAAUAGUUUUAAAGGAAAACCUUAGGAUCUAAUUAUGAAAAUACCUGAUUAAGCUAGGAUUUACAAAUGAAUUCUGUUGCCAUAGUGUAGUUUAAAAAUUUUUAGAAUAAUUAUAAGAAAAUCAGUAGGAAACUUGCUUGAGGAAUAGUUCUUAGUGGGCAGCCUCCCUCCUUUUGCUGUUCCCUAUUUUGAUAAUCUAUUUUGAUCUUCAAAAAUCAUGAAAACUGCCCUUAAAGAAAUUCUCUUUUAAAAAAAUGACAGGGUUACGAUUAAGAAAUGCUUAUUUCAGGAAAGCCAAGGAGGUACUCUUGUAAGUACAAAGCCUGACCCAUCAUUAACAGUCUUCAAAGCCAGUCCACAUUUUAAUUUGCUGAUGGCAUGCACUUCUUGAUUUACAUAACAUGAAUAACCAAGUGUUCCAAGCCGUAACCCUUCAUUAGACAAAAUUUUUUAACAUUUCAUUUUUGGCAUUCUGUUGGAGGUGAGGUGUGGCAGCUGUUUAAAGAAUGUGCGUGGUGGUAUGUAUGUGUUUGAGAACAAAGAGCCAUACUGAAAUUACAAAAUGAUUAAAAUACAAUUUAGUAACCCAAAUUGGAAUCUAGCUGGGAUUCAUGAGGGAUUACUAUUCUCCCUAUACUUUAACGGUGAGCUUUUUUUAGCAGAGUAUAGGGACUCAUACUUUGCCAAUGAUUAGUAGACUCUCAGCAUAAAUAGAGGAAAGAUUAUUAUCCUAAAUGUUUACAUAGGGUAAUAAAUGAAAACUACUAAGGUAAAAAGUUCAGUGCUUUACGUAGAUAGUAAACUAUGCAUAGUAUUUUAUUUGUAACCCCAUGUGUUAAGAAGGGACACUGUUAAAGUAACAAUCAUUUAAAAGUAACAACCAACAAACUGGUAUUUAAUUUGGUAUUUUAAAUAGUUAAAAAUCAAAUGGAAACAGUGUCUAAAGUCACUAAGAUAAUUCAUAACAAAACCCAUUAAUGUAAGCUCCACUUAUUGUAAAUAGAAUUCACCAUGAGCUAACCUAAAAUGUACCUGUGGAGAUAAAACAAGAGUGUAAGUUAGCAAAGUAUUAAAUAAAAUUUCAGGGAGCCCCUAAAUUUAUUUGUAAGAACUUUAGAACUAAUUCUCUAUAUGCAAACACUGAUUAACUCAAAUAUCUUGUAAGUUCCUUCAUACAUGGCCUUAUUUGAGGCAGUGUAUUUGUAUUCACUAGCAAAAUUCAUGUCAGUAAAAUAUUUUUGAAGCAGUUUAUUUCCCAGAUACUUCACUAGUUUGAAAUAGUCAUUUCAGUGAUUAGUCUGAAUUUCUAUUGAAGACUAAGCUUUGAAUGAAGACAUGCUUCUGAAAAUAAGGCAGUUUUUCUCUAGUCUGCUUAUCAAUAGAAAACAAAUCUUUGGUUUUUAGUUAAAGUGACAGGAAGGAUUUUUGCAAAAAGAAAGACUAAAGAACCAAAGCAAUUAAAAAGCUCUUGAUAAGCAAUGGGGAACUCCAAACCCAUCAAGGUCAGUAGAGUACCUAAGGCACCUCAGCUUCAGACGUGACAGUCAUCUUUGCUUAGAGUUCUGAUAAUCUAUAUACAUGAUUUUUACCAUCUUGAGAAUGUGAAACUGAAAAGGUAACAUCCAACAAUGAUUACUGUGAAUAAGAAAAUUAUUGUGAUAAAUGGGAGAGACGUUGGAGAUCUCUGUUCUACCUCCCAUAUUUAUAAUGAGGAAACCAAAUCCCAGUCAAGAAACAGGUGACACCAGUUUGUGUCGACAAAUUCCUAAUCUGUUUCUGUUAGGGCAGGGCAAAUUCUAGACUUUUAACUUUGAAUUAGUAAACCAAGUGUGAAGGGUUUCAGAGAGAUGAAUUGGAGCCCCCUCCCCCCCCAAAAAAAAUCCUCAUAAAUCCCCAAAGGCAAGUUGGAAAUGUAUAAUAGUUUACUGUUGUAAUUCGUUUAUACCAUGUGUUGGACAACUUAGCUAAUAUGUUAAUUGAUUUAUACAAUUCCUUUCAAUUUUAUCUAAAAAUAGCAGACCAAAAUUAAAUAAGAAAGUUACAUAAGAUUCCAUUUGAGCAUACAUAAGGCCAUGAUACUUUAAUGUGAACCACCAUUUCUUGGAAGAAAGAAGACAUCCAAAUGUCCGAUUCAGAGAGAAAGUUCCUGGCCAGUCAUCCAGUAGACUCUCUCCACUCUUCAAUGGGAAGGUGAUGCUUAUAUUUUUAAAAAUCUCUACAAAGCUCACAUACAACAAGACAGUACAUCCUAGAUUUGUGACUGAUAUGAGCAUUUAAGGCUGUCAUUUUCAAGUAUAAAAGUUUAGUGUUCCAUUACCCAAUCUGUGCAGUAGACAUAGCUAUAAGCUCAAGUCAUGUGAAUUAACAGAAGCCCACCAAAGACAUUUAAAAAAUUAUAAUUUAGGCAACAGCAAGUUUAAAUGUAGGAAAGGCUAGAAAAAAUGUGUAGAUGAGAUUGUUUCUCUAAAAUGCAUUAGGUUGUUCACAAUGAAGCUUUGUCUAACACCAUUAUCUGAUGCAUGGCAUAUGCAAUAAGGCAGAUCCACAGCAGACCAAACAAGGAAGCUGAAUUAGGUAAUAGAACUAGUAAUUAAGAUGGUUCACCUCUAACACAGUUCUGUGGCCUGUUCCCCCCAGAGAAAGAUUAGAAAGGCUCCAGUGUACCAAAUAAGCUUCACAGAAGAACGUGAAAAUUUUUCUCCAACUUUUUUUUUUUUUUUUUUUUUUUUUUAAGCAGAGCCUUUCACUUAGGGACCAACUGCUUGUAGAUGAAAUAAAUCAACAUUAAUUACUUCUAGCCUGAUGUAAUAUGGCUGGAGAAAAGGGGUCUCUGGAAGCCGGUAUUUUGUUUAACUUACAUUCUAGGUGUGCAUAUAAGUUGUUGCUCUAUAACUUCUGCUGUGGUUCCAACAUCUAUAUCUGAAAGGUGGAAGCAGCUGCUCUGUUACAAUUUUCAUGUAACAUGCUUGGAUUCUAGGUCUUUCCUCUUUAACACAACUUAAAGAAAUUUUCUUGUGGUUUGGUCAGCAUACACACUUCUCAUUUCAUUUGAUGUACACAGCCAAAGUGGGAAUUAAAAAAAAAAAUUACCAACUAGUUCAGAGAGCUAAAUUGAGUCCAUCAUUAUGGCAAAGUCUGACCCAAAAUUUUAAUUUGUAAUUUUAGCAUGUGUCUCAUGCACUUUGGGGAGCGUCAAACUAAAUCUACAAUUGCCAGAAGCCUUGUUACAGUUUAAUGCACAUUAACUAAAAUGUGUACAUUUUUAGUGUUCAUGAUAAAUGCAGUUAUGACCUUAUUACACUUUUGGCAUUCUUUAAGAAAGCACAUUAAGCUUUAAUAUAGAAAUAUUUAGGUUACACUUGUGCUCAAGUAAUAAUAAAACAUUUGUUCUUUUUUGAUCUCAUACAUUCUCUCCUCAGGUAUGGCCCAUCUCCUGUACGCUUGGAGCGACCUUUGGCUACGUGGCUGGCCUUGUUAUUUCACCACUCUGGAUAUACUGGAAUAGAAAGCAACUUACAUACAAGAACAAUUAACUGGAGCAAAGGGAGAUAUUUCUUUGUGCAGAUUCUGUAAGGGCUGUGCAGAAAUGUGUAUGGUCAAAGCCAAGCAGUUCCAUUUACAGCUCUGUUUUUUAUGUAGUUACAACAUGAUGUGAUUGUAGCUUUUUAAACUAUGAAACCCCUGAGAGAUUGUACCUUCUAGUUGAAAUAAAGUAUUUAUAAUA